This is a messenger RNA of Contarinia nasturtii (swede midge), 1299 nucleotides long. RefSeq names its product zinc finger protein OZF-like. Bases 1 to 1299 code for a protein of 432 amino acids. The record is from RefSeq and is a predicted model, not a curated record. The transcript has a single exon. NCBI's taxonomy places the organism in Eukaryota, Metazoa, Arthropoda, Insecta, Diptera, Cecidomyiidae.
AUGGAAAUCAAAGAGGAGAGCAUCAAGCAAGAGCCGGAAGAUAAUGCAUCUCUGAUUGUAUGCCCGACAAAACCAUCAUCGGUCGAAGCCAGUGUCAAUGUUAAAUCGGAGAGCGAGAGCGAUAGCGAGUAUUUGCGCGAUGACGUGAAGGAGGAAAUGGAAUUUGAAGGGGAUUGUGUGAAGAAAGAAGGUAACUCCACGAAGGGAGCAGGUUCAAGUAAGGGUGCCAAUGAUGAUCAAGGUGAUGUUGGCUUGGAUAAUGUUAACGGUGAACAGCCCAAGCGUCGUGCAAAAGUCAAGGGACCAAGAAGAGCAAAGAAAAACAACAAGACCAAACCUCGGAAAAUGUCAACGGAACAGAUUAAGAAGUUGCAUCGUUGUACUUUUUGCAAUUAUCUCACACCAUAUGCAUCGAAUCUCAAAAGACAUAUUCGAACUCACACCGGCGAAAAACCAUUCGAAUGCGAAAUUUGCGGGAAGGCUUUUUCACAAAAGUUUGAUUUGAAUCGUCACAAAAUAAUCCAUGUUCCUGAAUUGCCAUUUGAUUGCUCGAAGUGUCGUCGUAGAUUUGCCGAAGAAGUUGAUAAAAUCAGUCAUGAAACCAAAUGCAAUGGUCGCCAGUUCAAGUGCUACUUGUGCAAAUUUACCACUCUGUAUUUGAAAGAUUUAAAACACCACAUGCGAAUCCACAGUGGUGAAAAACCAUUCGCAUGCCGUGUAUGUUCGAAGGCAUUUGUUAGGCUAAAUGAAUUGAAGUCCCAUUCACGCACUCACCGCCAACAACUUCCAUUCGACUGUUCAAAAUGUGGUCAACGAUUCGCUGCUGAAGACAAAAAACAAGUGCAUGAAAAUAAAUGCAAGCGUCGCCGAUUCGAAUGUCAUAUCUGUCAGAUAUACAAACGUUUCAAUAAAGGUCAUUUGAAACUGCACAUGCAAGUCCAUCACACUGGCGAAAAACCAUUUAAAUGCGGUAUUUGUGAAAAGAAGUUUUUCCAAAAGAUUGAACUGAAGAAACAUUUGGCAACACAUGCCAAACAGCGUCCAUUCUGUUGCGCCAAAUGUCAGCGGCCAUUUGAAGAAGAAGUUGAUAAGAAGGAACAUGAGAUAGGCUGCAACCGUCGCCAUUAUCAAUGUUAUGUGUGCAAAGUUUCAAUGCAAAAAUUGCCGCAAUUAGUAGGUCAUAUGGGAACUCAUCAUAUCGGUGAAAAACCAUUUUCAUGCAAUUUGUGUGGUGCACGUUUUACACUGAAAGGAAACGCCAAUCAGCACAUGAAGAAUAUUCAUAAUGGAAAGAAGUAA